AUGGAUCGUGCUGAGCAAUUGUGGAUCAUACAGAGCCAGCAUGAAAGCUUUGGAGAAGAUAUAGCCAGAAUCGAAACGAACAAGCCGAUCGAGAAAUGCAGCAAGCUUAAGAACUUAUGCUCGUAUAUAGACGACAGUGGAGUUUUGCGACUGAAAGGAAGAGCAAGGGUGGUUCAAGACGUAGACACGGGUACACUUGAUCCUGUACUGCUGGACGGAAAGCACCAGUACACGCGAUUAAUGAUACGUCAUUACCAUGAAAAGGCCUUCCAUGGGAAUACCGAAACCGUCGUGAACGAUCUGAGACAGAAGUACUGGGUGAUAAAUCUGCGAUCAACUGUCAAGGCUGUUCAACACAGCUGUUUGAUUUGUCGUCAACGAAAAUCUCAGCCUUUACACCCCCCUACAGGAGACUUACCAUUAGCGAGAUUAGCUCAUCAUCACAGAGUAUUCGCACACUGUGGGCUGGAUUACUUUGGUCCCAUGACUGUUACGAUCGGGAGACGGCACGAGAAACGAUACGGUGCACUGUUCACGUGCAUGACGACCAGAGCGGUGCACAUCGAGUUGGCCGGCAGCUUGACUACUGACUCGGCCAUCAUGGCGCUGAGACGCAUGAUGAACCGGAGGGGAAACCCAAAGGUCAUUUAUUCCGAUAACGGAACCAACUUCCGAGGCGCGAACACUGAACUUAAAAGGGUACUGAAGGAGGUAGAUCAAUCGGAAGUAUCGAAAUUUUUGACCAAUGAAAGGAUCGAGUGGCGAUUUAAUCCACCGCUGGCUCCGCACAUGGGCGGCUGCUGGGAGAGAUUAGUGCGGAGCGUUAAAACAUCGCUGAAAACGGUCCUCAACGAGCAAGCACCAAAGGAGGAAACGCUGAUGACAUUGCUGACAGAGGUUGAGCACACGCUGAACUCACGUCCCUUGACGCACGUCUCUGUGUCGGAGAGUGAUCCAGAAUCUCUUACACCUAAUCAUUUUCUUAUGGGUGGACCAUCUAAUGUACCCUGGUUGGCCAAGCGUAGCGUGGGACGCCCUUCGGUCCGCUGGACCGACGACCUCAGACAAGUGGCAGGUGGUAGCUGGAUGAAGAAGCCCGAGGACAAGGGUAUUGUGGCGCUACUUGGGAGUGGCCUUUAUCCAGCAGUGGGCUGA
Messenger RNA from Plutella xylostella (diamondback moth), 1155 nucleotides. RefSeq lists its product as uncharacterized. Gene Ontology annotation, biological process: DNA integration. Lineage: Eukaryota; Metazoa; Arthropoda; Insecta; Lepidoptera; Plutellidae. Gene Ontology annotation, molecular function: nucleic acid binding. The record is from RefSeq and is a predicted model, not a curated record.